AGUGCCUUUUGGUUCAUCGUGUUGGUUUGACGGAAUUUUUUUUUUUUUAAUUAGUAGCCAAACUACAUGUUUUUUUUUUAAAAUCGACCCUUAUAGUCACACAUCUGUCCAUACAUCCCGGCAAAAAGGAAAUGCACGCGCGGAACUACAUCCACUUCUUCUGUUGUCGUUGAUCACAGUACCACUGCAGCUCAACACUGCCACCAACCAAACAGAGUGGAGAAAAGUGGCCCCUGUUUAUUUUGUGACAAUUUUUCUCCAAACAAUAACAAACAAACAAAAAAAAAAGGACGAAAUUUUGACUGGAAGUUUCUCACCGUAGUGGUGAUUCAGGAGUCGGAUAAUAAAGCUUGUUGUGAGUGAAGGAGGGAGCACAGGACGCCUGCGCUGAGGCUGGGGCAGCCUGCCUACCAUGUUGUUGUUGUAACUGAUCCCCAUUGUAACCCCCAAAAAGCAGCGUUCAACACAUCUGAACAUUCGCCCUUAAUCACAGCCAAGACUUUCAUUCAAAUCUCUGUAAUAUUACGCGGCACUGGGGCAUCUUUUUUCCAGGCGAGGCAGCUGCAAGUCGCAGGUGAGCUGAAUUCGGAUGAGAGGCCGGGUACAGCCUGGAGAGAUCACCAGUCUGUCACAGGGCUAACACAGAGAUGAACAACCAUUCACACUCACACCUAUGGGCAGUUUAGAUUAGGUCAGCUGACCUAAUCCUUAUAUCUUUGGACUGUGGGAGGAAACUGGAGUACCCAGAGGAAACCCAUGUGGACAUGGAGAAAACAUGUAAACUCUACACAGAAAGGCGCCGGUCAGCUGUGAGGUUCGAACCCAGAACUUGCUUGUUGUGAGGCAAUGGUACUAACCACUGCACCACCGUACUGCCAAAGUUUUUAUUUAACUACAGGUGUGAAGAUCUGUUGGGAAUAUGAGCCAAGCGCCAGAGACGCCAGUUGAUCCUCCUGCUGUAGUGACAGAAGCACCUCCUGUUCAAACUGAAAGCAAGCUGCCAACAGGGGGAAAGAAACAAAAUAAAAAGAAAGUGGAAGAGGUGGUAGAGGAAGAGGAAGAGGAGUACGUUGUGGAGAAAGUCCUGGAUCGACGUAUCGUGAAGGGAAGAACAGAGUAUCUCCUCAAGUGGAAAGGCUUUUCAGAUGAAGAUAACACAUGGGAGCCUGAAGAAAAUUUAGAUUGCCCAGAUCUUAUCGCAGAAUAUUUGCAGUCCCAGAGAAGCGCGAAUGAAUCAGGUGGCAAGCGGCGGGCUGACGGAGAUGGUGAUGGAAAGGAGAGCCAGCCUAAAAAACGCAAGGAUGAGCCAGAGAAACUCAGAGGCUUUGCUCGUGGGUUGGAUCCUGAGAGGAUCAUUGGUGCUACAGAUUCAAGCGGAGAACUUAUGUUCCUAAUGAAAUGGAAGAACUCUGAUGAGGCAGAUCUUGUUCCAGCCAAGGAGGCGAAUGUAAAGUGUCCACAAGUUGUCAUUUCUUUCUAUGAAGAGCGCCUCACCUGGCAUUCUUACCCCACUGAUGAAGAGGAGAAGAAGGAUGAGAAGAACUAGGCAAAUCAUUGGGAAUAGUUACAGUUUUCAUUAUCUGAAGUAAAAGGCAGCAAAAGGUUAUGAUUUUAUGAAAACACCACUGAAACCCGCAGCACCUCAGGCAAUUAAACAGUUCCUGUAAUUUACAUAGGCUCUGGUAUAUUUCAGUCAUGGCACUGCUACUGUAGUUAAAUGUAUUCAGUAGACUACUAAUUUUUCUGUCUGUGGUUUUUUUUUUUUUUUGGAUCAUGGAGAGGGAUAACAUCCUGGCACCUUCUUUACCCACAUUGUGCUCCAGAGCCUGUGUAGAUUACAGUGCUGGCCAUUUCGUACCAGUCUCCAAAAGGCUUCCUUUAAUAUUAUUCCUGUACAUUUGACUGAUUUAAAGCAUAUUGCUGCCUUAACUGAGAUUAUUAAAAAAAUUACAUUUUAUACAUUUUCCAAAAAGCAAGCCAACUGAAUGAUUCUUGAAAUGCCCUUGAAGAAGUACAUGUACAGUGGUUUGAUAAUUGACCAAGAGUCCCAUGUAAUAGUACUGAAACGUCUUUAUUGAAAUUCACUCUUACCAGCAAACGCAAAUCACUGUUCCGGUUCUUACUGUAGGUGCUACUGUUGAAUAAACCCAUCUUUUUUUUCCAAGACCAUUGUACAAAUAUACUCCUUAUUAAAUGUUUGGGGAUAUCUUGGCUUUUUAAAGAACCCUUAAACAUACCAAAAAGCUGUCUGGGAGAUCUUUGCAGAGAAAGUACAAAGUUUAAUGAAAUCCUUUUUUUUUUAAAUGAAAGUUUAACACUAAGGAAAUCUUUUUUUAAAUGAACAUUACGGCUUAACUGAUUUUAAAUGCUAGGGAGAAAACCGUACGAGUUACAUGUGAUAUUGUCCUCAAAAGUAAUCUAGUCCUUAAUUGCAAACUGUUGAGUCAUGUUAAUUUUUUUUUUUUGAAAAGCUAGAUGUCCCUAAACUAUUAAGUGUAUAUUUGCACAGUGAGUUUCAUGACCUUUUAUAUUCAUGGUUUAUUACCAUAUUGUAAAUCAAGUGUAGUGUCCAUGUUCAU
Messenger RNA from Neoarius graeffei (lesser salmon catfish), 2579 nucleotides. RefSeq names its product chromobox homolog 1b (HP1 beta homolog Drosophila) (gene cbx1b). Lineage: Eukaryota; Metazoa; Chordata; Actinopteri; Siluriformes; Ariidae. The coding region runs from base 920 to 1546 and encodes 208 amino acids. The record is from RefSeq and is a predicted model, not a curated record. The transcript is spliced from 7 exons. Gene Ontology annotation, cellular component: pericentric heterochromatin; nucleus. Gene Ontology annotation, molecular function: chromatin binding. Gene Ontology annotation, biological process: chromatin organization; negative regulation of transcription by RNA polymerase II.